AGAGAGAGACAGAGAGAGAGGGAGGGAGAAAGAGAGCGUAGAUGGUAGUCCAGUAGACAGCUGGAGAAGCUUGAGACUGGUCAGUGGACACACGUUCAGUGUUUUUUUUAGCCAGCUUCUUGGCUUAGACCCACAGGAAGACGGGAGAUUCUCACUGACCACAAGCACCAGAGUUCUCUUCUGACCUCCCAGGAGACCCAGAACCCCAGACUCUGGACUACGUACCCCCCCCCCCCCCCCCACACUUCCCCCCAGGUGUCGUCCUGGAGACCAACUGCCCCUCUGAGGUGGCGGCGGAGGGUGAGUGCUGUGGUAGCUGCAUCCCUCCGGCUGCACCCUCGCUGCCUCCUCCACCCACAGUGGCACUGCCCUCUUUGGCCUGCGUGGAGUUCUGCCAGGAUGGUGACAUCAGCUUAACCACAGACAGGGGAAUGAUUGGCCAGGAUUCUAAUAUGGAGGACACUUCAUUGCAGAAUAAAGUGGACAGGAUACCUUUUCAGAUCUUCCCCGACCCAGUGGAGGUGGUCCUGGGGCCUGAGGGCUCUCUCCACUGCCUGGACUACGACCACGAGAAGGAGCGCCUGCCCUCCAUCGUGGUGGAUCCUGUCGACGUCAGCGAGGUGGAGAGCGGCGAGCUACGCUGGCCUCCAGUAGAAAUGGACUUUGAGGAGGACGAGGACCUGUUCCUGGAGCAGUGCAUCCCCCCGGCCAACAUUGCUGACUGGGGGGAGGAAGAGGAGGAAGAGGAGACCUCCGUUAUUUUCAACAACCAGCAAAACAUGUCCCUCAUAGACCUUCAAUCCGAUGCAUAUACAGACGACACCCCUACUCUACCACCUGACAGUGCACCUGCAUUAGGCCACUAGGCCACUCCUAGUAUCGAACCCCCGCUGUUAUCUUGGGGAAACUUCGCACCAGGAUACAAGAGAUCAAUGGGCAACAGAUCCCUGGACGUAAUGGACUAACAGAUGUUUGUGUAACACAUAAACCAGAUUGUAGCCAUGUGGAGUUGAAGAGUGGUGUUAGUAUUCUAUGCAAUGGAUAAUUGAUAUGUCUUACUUUUAGCAUACAUAGAAAUAUCUGUCAAGUAUUUGUACAUAUUUAACAGCACUGGUGUAAGUGCUUGGAGAAAUAAAGGAAAUUCUCACAUGACAAGACACAUGCACACACAUUGUGUAAUCGUGAAAUAAUGUUAAA
Molecule: messenger RNA, 1197 nt
Organism: Osmerus eperlanus (European smelt)
Lineage: Eukaryota; Metazoa; Chordata; Actinopteri; Osmeriformes; Osmeridae
Gene: lbhl
Product: LBH regulator of WNT signaling pathway, like
Exons: 4
Coding region: 432-866 (144 amino acids)
Biological process (GO): positive regulation of DNA-templated transcription
Cellular component (GO): nucleus
Source: RefSeq, a predicted model, not a curated record